This is a messenger RNA of Synchiropus splendidus (mandarinfish), 4941 nucleotides long. RefSeq names its product mitogen-activated protein kinase 8b (gene mapk8b). The record is from RefSeq and is a predicted model, not a curated record. The transcript is spliced from 12 exons. The coding region runs from base 368 to 1522 and encodes 384 amino acids. Gene Ontology annotation, biological process: JNK cascade; protein phosphorylation. NCBI's taxonomy places the organism in Eukaryota, Metazoa, Chordata, Actinopteri, Syngnathiformes, Callionymidae. Gene Ontology annotation, cellular component: cytoplasm; nucleus. Gene Ontology annotation, molecular function: ATP binding; JUN kinase activity.
AGCGAACACCGGGAGCGCGCAGGCUCUUGAACGCCUCCCUGCUCUUAUUGUGCAGCGGAGGAAACAUCGCUGCUCCCGGACGUCGUCGCUAUGAAAUGGCAGAAACCGCUCGUGUUGUGGAAGCACAAAGAUUAGGUUGCAGUGACGCCGUACGUGUGUUUAGUUCUGACCAUGUUCUGGUAGCGUGAGCUCGUUGAACACAUAAAAAACCCGGACACAAACCCCUUCUGAAUUCGAGCACGGAUCGGUGUGCAGGGCUGCGGACGGUGACUGACUGCGGGUCAAUACUGCUGGAGUUAGCAGGACGGGGUGCUGAGUGGAAAAGCAGCACUUGAAUGCACCAACACAGUUCAGACCAACUUUCAUCAUGAACCGCAACAAGCGUGAGAAGGAAUACUACAGCGUUGAUGUGGGUGAUUCGACUUUCAUGGUUUUAAAACGCUACCAGAACCUCAGGCCCAUUGGAUCUGGAGCACAAGGAAUUGUCUGCUCGGCUUAUGACCACAAUUUGGAAAGGAACGUCGCUAUCAAGAAACUGAGUCGGCCCUUUCAGAAUCAAACUCAUGCUAAAAGAGCCUACAGAGAAUUGGUGCUAAUGAAAUGUGUCAACCACAAGAAUAUUAUCGGCCUAUUAAAUGUAUUCACCCCUCAGAAGUCAUUGGAAGAGUUCCAAGAUGUAUAUCUGGUGAUGGAGCUGAUGGAUGCCAACCUCUGUCAGGUGAUCCAAAUGGAGCUGGACCAUGAGAGGCUGUCGUACCUGCUCUACCAGAUGCUGUGUGGAAUCAAGCAUUUACACGCUGCUGGCAUCAUACACAGGGACCUGAAGCCCAGUAACAUAGUGGUGAAAUCUGACUGCACGUUGAAGAUAUUGGACUUCGGCCUAGCCCGCACAGCCGCCACUGGCCUGCUCAUGACUCCUUAUGUAGUGACACGCUACUACCGUGCCCCUGAAGUCAUCCUGGGUAUGGGUUAUCAGGCCAACGUUGAUGUCUGGUCUGUUGGCUGCAUCAUGGCAGAAAUGGUGCGAGGUAGUGUGUUAUUUCCUGGACAUGAUCAUAUCGACCAGUGGAACAAAGUGAUUGAGCAGCUGGGGACACCAUCUCAGGAAUUCUUGAUGAAACUCAAUCAGUCAGUGAGGACCUACGUGGAGAACCGGCCGCGGUACGCUGGCUACAGCUUUGAGAAGCUCUUCCCCGAUGUUCUGUUUCCUGCUGACUCCGAGCACAACAAGCUGAAAGCGAGUCAAGCUCGAGACCUUUUGUCAAAAAUGCUGGUUAUAGACGCAUCGAAGCGAAUCUCUGUGGAUGAGGCCCUGCAGCACCCCUAUAUCAACGUGUGGUACGACCCCACUGAAGUGGAGGCGCCGCCGCCCGCCAUCACAGACAAACAGCUGGAUGAGCGAGAGCACACCGUGGAGGAGUGGAAAGAGUUGAUAUACAAAGAAGUGUUGGACUGGGAAGAAAGGACAAAGAACGGUGUCAUCAGGGGAUCACCAGCUUCCAUAGCACAGGUGCAACAGUAAGCAGUGACCCCGAGCAGCAGCAGCACUGACCCUUGAUGUCCUCAGCUGACCCCACAAUGACUGACACAGACUUCGGCAGCCCUCAGACAGGCAGCGCCACCUGUACUCGCACUGCUGCUACUGCGGUAACCAGAUGACCAUCCUCUGCACCUGCCGGUGUGGUUGCCGGUCCCAUUCCUGCUCACGUCUGACACCACUAGCCUAGUCACUGGCUGCUGGUCACGCCCCUCCCUCCCCCUUCUCUACUCCCAUUCGUGCGUGUCUUCAGUAGUGUAGCAUUCAGCCUGCUUGCUGUUUCAAGAAAUUUUUUGGAAAGAUGGAAACUUUAUUAUUUUUUUAUUAUUACUUGUAGUUUUCAAGUAUCUUUUCGUUUGAGUUCUCAUUGUAAUUUAUUGUGGCAUUUCUUACCUUCACACAAACCUAAGAUGACGAUAAAGAAAUGUUCUGAUCUCUCUAUGUUCCGGUUCGUGUGCACAGACUGUGAGACUCGAACAAUACCUGUAAAAACAAGAAAGGUUUUUAAUGUGAUCUAUUUUUCUGUUGGAAAGCCAUUGGUUUUACUCGUAAGCUUCAGCUUUUACUACUUGCCAUAUCAACGUAGAUUGUACAGAUUUUCUGGUAGGUGUACUUUUAUCCUCUGUACAGGUUUGCGGUGAGCCAUUAUUUGAUUGACAAAAGUUUGGUCUUAGUACUCCCGGUCUCCUUUUUUAAUCAUAUUGUAGAGGAAAAGUUGCAUUUGACAUAUCACGUCAUUUGACUGAGACUUUGAUUUUCCUGUGGGUCACUACAACUUCUGCAAUUUCAUGGGGGGAAAAAAGUCAUGAUGUGAUCUGACACCAAAUAAUGUAAUGUAACUACUGUAGUGGCACAGUCGGAUCAUGCCGUUUUUAUUCAUUGCUAUAUCGGUGCUGCUGAGUUCCUUGUUUGUCUGGCUUGUGAAUCUGAAGUUGCAAGAUUGUGUUGGUGAAGUAAAGAGGAUUUGUAUUGAGACUGAGUGCAGUUUUGUCCAGAAGGGUCAGACCACAUUCACAUCGCAGGAUGAGGCGUAAUGUGAAAUCAAUCAAGAGCGCCACCUUUUGAGCUCUGAAAAUGAGGAUGCUGUGUCACGAUGCCUCAUCACCCCGUCACAACUUACGACCUUUGAAUAUUACUAAGACAGAUGUAGACAAACGCAUCUGAGCUGCGGAAUUGUGGUCCUUAACCUGUGGCCAAGACUGCACAACACGUGGGCUGUAGAAUGUUCUGUCUAGCUUUGAGAAAGGGUUUCGAGCUGAAGGCGUUUUUAAAAGCGGUGUCAUUGAAUGUUGCUUGGGUUGAGUGUAGAAUUGUAUUCUGAGAUUGUACGUGAAGGUGAUAUUCGGUGCUCUGAUUCUGAAGCCAGAGGGUUUGGGAUCGGGGAGUAAAAAGGGAGCUAAUGAUGUCCUUCUUCUACAUCCUGUUAUUAGUAACUUUUGUUGAAUUGGAAUCUGAUAAACUGGCCAAACACGACACACCAGACUUGCCUGCAAUAGUGAAUGAGCGAUAACUUGCAUGAAAAACCGGCAGCACAACUUGGAAACCAACUCUUACUGUAUGCAAUAAUAGUGCCCUUUUUUGAGUCUUCUUGUUUCUUUUGAAAGGAAAAGUGCCUGUUUGUCAUUCAUUCCUGAUUAUGUAUGUAUGUGUGUGGGGGGUGUUUCAUUAUCUAGGUUUUUAUGGCGUCAGAUAACAGUAUGAAACCGAUACUGUAUGGGGUUGUAGUUCUCACAAAUGUAUAUUUUUCUACUUGUUUUUGGAUUUUGACUUGUGAGGGAGACUUCUUUUGUGUUGCUAUGUUUUGCCAGGGUAAGAAGCUGAUGAGCUUAUGCGCCGAGAGGCUCAAGCACGAGUCGUCUCCGGGGAAUAGGCAGUUUCUAUAAAGGUUGUUCAUCAAAGUAUCAAUAUUUCAGCUGGGCACUGAGACAUGUUAUAUUAAGGGGUUAUGCUACUGGAUCCUGGUUAGAUAUAGCUAAUAUAGUGACUUGAGAAUUUCCCCAGUUGCACUCGUGGAAAAGCAUGUAUUAUGUAUCAAACCAAUCUGCAACAUACAUGUCAAGAUGACAUAUGAAUCCCCCGACUUCAAUGGGCUCCCCACAACAGCUUAACAACCUCCUCCCAUUGCUCUUUCGUCUUUUGUCUUUUCCUUUUUGUUUCCUGACCCAAGGGUCCACAGUCUUGCCCGAUCCAUGACUCAAGGAAUUCUGAAUCUGAAAGUCUGGAAUUCCAUUUUUAGUUUAGUUUGGAAUCUGAAUUCGUAUUUAUCAGUCCACACUCCGAUGAAGUCAUCUUGAGAUUCAUUGGAAGUCAUUUCCCAGCAUCUUCUCUACAAAACAACAACAAAAUGAUGUUGUGGUUUGGUGGGGUGUUUCAUUCACCCUCACAGGAAGCUUACUGUUGUUCUGGGGCUGCUCCAUAGAGGUGGUAGUUCUUUCCUGACAAAAUGCAGACAUGUUUUGAAAUAGGAAUUUGUAAAACUAACCCCAACACAGGUGCAGCUGGAGCUGUAUUUCCGAAAAGACAUGACUGGCGCACCAGAGUACUCUAUUGUUUGGUGGGAUAAAAAGGCAAGAUCGAUCGGUUAAGAGUCAAAAUUCUAACUCAAAUUCUCAAUUUCCUUAAUUAUCUGAUGUCUGAAGUGCUCUUUUUUGUGUUCACUAACCUUCCAGCUUCAAUUGGCCAUUUUUUAAUGCCAUCCCCUGGUGUCCUCCUGCUUUGAUGAACUACCUCAUGUUGAAUUUCUGCCAGUUCCUGCAUAUUCACCUGCAGAAUUAGUUAUCGAAGACGUGUGAAUAACAGAUUCCAUUAUUUAUUUAUUUGAAAGUGUACUAUUUCAUGGUUUCAACAAAACUUGUAGUUUUGUACAUUGCGUAUACUUCACCUAGAAGUAAAAGAAUUCUUAUAUGUUUUGUUUUUUUUCUUCUGUUAAUGUGCAAUACCUUCAGCAAACUGUGCUAGUAGUAUGUGAUGGGCCUAGCCUCUGAUAGCUGUCUCCUGAAGGUAAAGAAAAUGUUUGGUACUGUCAAUCCAUGUUUUCCUUUUUAUAAAUGAGAUCGAUUUUUCAUUUCCUUGACCCAAUCUGUCAAACUGUCCACCACUGUCUAAUUGGAAUCUCUCGGAAUCGCACCUGGUAGGGCGGAUUCGGAAUGUCUUGAGGACGAUGAUGUUAAUAAACACAAAAAGAGACAAUGAGCCAAGUUAAGGAGUUGUUAUAUGUCUGGUGCUGGUUUGUAUUGUUUGUCCAAAAAUCCUUCAGUGGAUUUGCUGGUCUGGAAAACGGCAACUACAAAAAAAAAAGUGCACUACUCGAUAGGAACCAUGCACUGGGAUUUGAUGAUGCCACCUCUUCAACAACAACAACAACAAAAAAAGAUGUACUGCAAAUAAAAUAAUUUUACUUUGAA